AUGGAUGACAAGUUCGUAACGGCCCACGCCGGAGCCAAGAAGGCCGAGGCGAGAGUGAAUGACAUAUUUGCUAUUAAACAAUCUCUGGGAAAGGGGCUGAGGAAAUUCCUUGCCCGGUUCAACCGAGAAGCCGUGAAUAUGUUACGACAAGGACACCUUAAAGAGUUGCAAAGCAAUAAGGGAGGAACCAAUUUUGCCAGAGGACACGAACAUCAAGGGCCACCUAGACCACCCUCACCAGCCCUUACCAUCAACAUGAUCAUUGGCAGUGACGACGACGCCUCUAUCAACAACGUGAAGUUCACCACUACCCACAAACUCAAGCGAUCUAUCACCCACGAACGGUACGACGAACUCGAAGAAAGUAUCAUCUUCGACAAGUUGGACGCCGACGGUUUAGAUUUUUCUCAUAGUGACGCCCUCGUUAUUACUCUGCGAAUUUUAGAUACUGAUGUUAAACGCAUUAUGAUAGAUGACGAGAGCAGCGCGUGCAUUAUCCAUCCCUGA
Molecule: messenger RNA, 507 nt
Organism: Nicotiana tabacum (common tobacco)
Lineage: Eukaryota; Viridiplantae; Streptophyta; Magnoliopsida; Solanales; Solanaceae
Source: RefSeq, a predicted model, not a curated record